ACUGCUCCUCUGGAGAGCACACAGUCAGCUCAACGGACGAGAGUCUCACAGUAGAGCUCCGGUACAUGAGCUUAUCAGUCUCAUCUCUGCCUAACCCACCCAGAACAGUUCUCAGAAGGGAAAUACCAGGAAGAAAAUGACCUAAGAGUUGUCUUUUUGCAGUUAUUUGAAAUUUCAUUGAAAGAUUGUGGAAUACAGCGCUCUGCAUUCUGUAUUCCAGGGCUGUCUAUUCCGUUGCUCUUGUGGAUAAUGGGGAAGAGCCGGUUAUUACUGUUUGCCCUCUGGGGUGUAAUGGUUUUUGGCCUAUUCCCAAAUCUUGAAGCUCAGGAUGCCCCUGCGACAGCCGACCUUGUACUCUUAAUUGACGGAUCAGAGAGCGUUGGAGCUGCCAACUUCCCCCUCGUCAGUGAUUUGGUGGUCCAAGUGAUUGAGGAGCUUGCCAUUGGCAGGGAUGCAAUCCGUGUAGCCCUCAUGGUUUAUGGUGCCAACCCUGAGAUUCAGUUCUAUCUCAAUAGCUUUGACAACAAAGAGAGUAUCCUCAGUGCUAUCCGGGGGCUUAGGUACCCUGGUGGUUAUGAGGCAAAUCUGGGGGCCGCUUUGGAGAAGGUGGCAGACAGUCUAUUGGGCCAAGAUGCAGGAAGCAGGGCAGAGGAAGGGGUGCCCCAGGUGCUGGUGGUGAUCAGUGCUGGGGAGUCCACCGAUGAUGUCAGUCAGGGCGAGAGGGCCCUAAAGCAGGCCAGUGUGUACACCUUUGGCAUUGCUGUGGGUGUUUCUGCUACUGCCCAACUGGAAGCUAUUGCUACAGACAAAAGCUUUGUUCUGUCUGCUCCUGAUGUCAGAACAGUGGCAAGCAUGGGUGACCAGAUACUGCCAUACAUUAAUGGGGUCGCCCAGCGCACCAUUGUAAUUCAAACAGAUUUCACAGAAGCUUUGGCUGUUGGGAAGAGAGAUAUAAUUUUCCUCAUUGACAGUAGCAUGGGUACCAUCGUAAUCAAUGCAGUGCGAGAAUUCAUCAAAAGGUUUAUUGACACCAUGCCAAUUGGUCCUGAUCAGGUGCAGGUCGGAGUGGCCAUGUUUUCCACCACCCCAAGGAUGGAGAUCAACCUCAACUCAUUCAGUUCAAAGGAAUCACUAAGCUCUGCCCUCGCAAAAAUAAAACCCAAACCUUCAGUUGAAGUCAACAUUGGUGCUGCCUUGGAUUUUGUGAGGACCAACAUGCUCACAGCUGAGAGUGGGAGCCGCAUUCAAGAUCAAGUGCCACAGCUUGUGUUGCUCCUAACCAGUAAAAAAUCCAAAGACAGUGUCCAACAACCGGCUGAUGCCCUUCAUCAAAUGGGUGUUCUGACUUUGGCUGCAGGCUCCAGGGCUGCCGAUGAAGCUGAGCUCAAGCAAAUAGCUUUUGAUGACAGUGUUGUUUUCAUGCUAAAGGACUUCAGGAUGUUGCUGCGCAACCCCAAAGAAAUUAUCUCCCCUCUCUCUACAUUGUCUGGUAUUAUUGUAACAGAGACUCCAACUGAAACAGGCCCAAUUGUGGAUGUUACUACAGUCCACACCCAAAGAGUUGUCCGAGACAUUGUCUUCUUGGUGGAUGGAUCUAGCUAUGUUGGAAAUAACCUGCAACCUGUACUGGACUUCAUUACCGAAGUGGUGAACAGACUAGAUGUUCGACCUGAGCGAGUGCGCAUUGGACUAAUGCAGUUUGCUGAAAGGCAGCGUACAGAGUUUUAUCUGAACACUCACAACACCAAACAGGAUGUGCUCUCUGCCAUCGCUCAGCUGAGAUUGAUGGGAGGACGUGCACUGAACACUGGUGCAGCCCUACAAUAUGCCCUAACCAACCACUUCCAGCCCGCAGCUGGGUCUCGUGGGAGAGAGGGGAUCCAGCAGGUCCUGGUUUUAAUAACAGGAGGACCAUCUCAAGAUGAGGUCAAGAGGAUUGCAGACCGUGUAGCUUUAGAGGGUGUUUUGACUUUUGCUGUUGGAGCUGGCCAAGUGGAAGAUCGUUUCUUGAAAACUGUUGCUUUUGUUGAAAAUUUGGCAUACUACAGAAGAAAUUUUGCUGACUUGUCAAGUGUUGUUGGUGAAAUUAUGACACCACUGGUCACUGUUGUUGGGGAGACUAAUACUCCAGUAGUGACUGAAAAACCAGGUCCCUCUGGUGGAGAAAGGGAUGUUGCAUUCUUGAUUGAUGGCUCCGAUGAUGUGAGAAGUGACUUUCCCUAUAUCCUUGACUUCAUUUCCAAAGUCAUUGAGCCUCUAGAUAUAGGCUUUGAUAAAGUACGAGUUUCUGUGGUCCAGCAUAGUGAGAGACCAAGUCCUAACUUCUACUUGAACACUUACCGAACCAAAGAUGAGGUGCUGAGAGCUGUAAGUGGACUCACUCUGGCAGGUGGCAGAAGUUUAAAUACUGGAGCUGCCUUGACUUUCAUGAAAAACACCAUUUUGUCACCAGCAAAUGGUGGUCGAGCCGGUAAAAAUAUUCCCCAAUUUUUGAUCGUUUUGACUGGGGGAAGAUCUAGAGAUAGUGUCAGAGAACCUGCAGUUGCCCUAAAGACUGAGGGAGUUGUUCCUUUUGGUGUUGGAGUGAAAAAUGCAGACCCUAAACAGAUUGAGGCCAUCUCUCACAAUCCAUCAUUUGCUUUCAAUGUGAAGGAAUUCAGCCAGCUCAACACUGUUCAGGAAAGGCUCAAGAACUAUGUGAAACUUCCAGAUCAAGAACUGAAGUUCAUUCUAGACACAGCAGAGUCCGAAGGACCUAAGAAGGACAUCAUCUUUGUGAUUGAUGGCUCUGAAGGUGUUGGUAGAGAGUUCCCAAUUAUCCAGGAGUUUGUGCGUAGAGUUGUGGAGACCCUCAAUGUUGGCGAGAACAAGAUCCGAGUAGGCGUGGUGCAGUAUGGAGAUUCACCAUAUGCAGACAUAUACCUCAACUCACACAGGACCAAAGAAGGUGUUCUAAAUGGCAUUAAGGAACUCCGACAGCGAGGGGGGAGACAGCGUAACCUUGGACGGGCCAUUGACUUUGUUAGUCGUGAAGUUCUGACUUCUAGACGUGGUGGAAGGAAACAGGAGGGAGUUCCACAAUUUGUUGUUGUGGUUUCAGGAGGAAAAGCAACAGACAAUAUAAGACCAUAUGCAACAGCACUGAAACAGUCAGGAGUCAUCCCCCUUAGCAUAGGAACAAGAGACGUGGACACUCAGGAAUUGCAAGUGACAUCCUAUGUCCCCAGAUUUACCUACACAGUUGAUGACUUGCCUGGACUAUAUACAAUUCAGGACACACUCAUCACCACCCUGACAGAGCUAUCUAGUGAGGAGUUAGCCAAAUUGCGCCCUGUGUACCCUACAGAGACUGUAAUUCCAGUACCUCGCGGAGAUAAAAGGGAUGUUGUUUUCCUUAUUGAUGGCACAACAAAGAUGCGCACUGAGUUCCCUGCCAUAAGAGACAUGGUUCAGCGAGUGGUGGAGAAGUUAGAUGUUGGUCUUGACAAUGUGAGAGUCUCAGUUGUGCAGUACAGUGAUGAUCCCAAUCUGGAGUUUCUUCUCAAUGAGCACUCCACUAAGGAUGAAGUUCGCCAGGCAAUACGAAGAAUGAGAAGCAAAGGUGGCAAUCAGCUUAACACUGGCCAAGCUCUGGAAUAUGUUUCAAAGAACAUCUAUCAAAGAUCAGCUGGAAGCCGUGUAGAAGAGGGUGUGCCCCAGUUUCUCAUCUUGGUAACCGGAGGAAAGUCAAAUGAUGAUGUGUCUGGCCCUGCUAACCAACUCAAGUCAAGCCGCGUUGCUCCCUUAGCAGUUGGCGCUCAUAAUGCUGAUGAAGAGGAGUUAAAAUUAAUUUCCUUUAGUCCAGAACUAACAUACACCAUUAGAGACUUCCAGCAACUUCCAAGAGUGGAGCAAGAGCUUUUAACCAAAGUCAGUACCAUGACCAGAGAUGAAAUUGUGGCCCCCACUGUGCCUAAAGUCCCACUCAAUCUUGGAAGAAAGGACAUCAUCUUCCUCAUUGAUGGCUCUGACAGUGUUGGACAAAGCGGUGUUGCUCACAUUCGUGACUUUAUCUUGAAAGUGGUUGAUCAGCUAGAUGUACGACCUGACCAAGUUCGUGUGGCUCUGGUACAGUAUGGUGAAAGACCUCAAACUGAAUUCUCUUUGAACUCCCACAACAACAAGCAAUCUGUCAUCUCUGCCAUUAAGAGAUUGCGUCAUAUGGGUGGACGUGGUGCUGACCUAGCUGAGGCGAUAAAGUAUGUCAUUCGAAAUGAGCUCCAGGCAACUGCUGGGGUACGUCUUGCGCAAGCUUCCCAGCAUUUAGUUGUGCUAACUGGUGGAAGAUCAACCUCUGAUGUAUCUACUUAUGGCCCGCUUCUCAAAGGCUCUCGCAUCAAUUGUAUAGGAAUUGGUACAGAAAAUGCAGACCCAAGACAGCUGGAACAGAUUACUACCACUUCUGAUGACAUCCUGCAGGUGGCUACAUUCCCAAAUCUUCCAAACAUACAGAGCAAAUUUAUAGCCAGGCUUAAUGGAACAAUUAUAGAGGAGCCUCCUACUUACUUCGAAGAGAUAGAUCCUGUACUCCCACAGGCCAAGGCUGCUGACAUUGUGUUUUUGGUUGAUGGCUCAAUCAAUCUUGGCAGGGACAAUUUUAAAGAGGUUAUGGAAUUCAUUCUCAAUUUAAUUGACCUGUUCUUCACUGAGAGAGACAAUCUUCGAAUUGGUCUAGCACAUUAUGCUACAGAUGUGACCGAUGUGUUCUACCUCAAUACUUACAAAAAUAAGGAUGACAUUAUCAAUGCCAUAACUCGAGCAGAGUACAAGGGAGGUCGGGAAAUUAAAACAGGCAAUGCCAUUCGCCAUGUUCAGAAAACACACUUUGUAAAAGCAAGAGGCAGUCGGAAGGAUGAGGGAAUUCCACAGAUCCUGAUGGUAGUCACUGGUGGACGGUCAAGGGAUGACAGCAAAUCAGCGGCACUAGCUCUCAAAGACAGUGGUGUGCGCAUCUAUGCUGUUGGGGUGGGUGACACGGAGGACGAGCUCAAUAAUUUGGGCAGUGAAGCUACAACAGUGGCCCGAGCCAGCACCUUCCAAGAGCUCUCUGAACUGAAUGAGCAGAUUUUGGAAACACUGGAUGAUGAGGUGAAAGGAAUAGGACUGUGCACUGGAGUAAAGAAUGCUACACAAGAAUGCAAGUUGGAUGUUCUUGUCGGGUUUGAUGUGGCUUCACAGAACAUCUUUGCUGCUCAAAGGUCAUUAGAGACGAAGGUGAAUGCUAUUCUCCAACGCAUUACCCAGAUGCAGCCCAUCAGCUGCACUUCUGGCCAGGUUCCCUCAAUACAAGUGGGCAUGCUAGUGAUGGACUCUGCCUCUGAGCCUGUUCAGCUGGACUUCACCAACAGAUACACAGAGCUUCUUGGGCCCUUUAAGGCCCUCCGAAACCGUGGACCUUUUGUUCUAAACGGUGCGACAAUCAAAGCAUAUGCUGAUAGAUUCAAGAGUCAGCCUUCAGAUAGUGUCAAGGUUGUGAUCCACUUAACUGAUGGAUUAGAUGCCCAGUAUAACAUCCUGAAAGAGCGAGUUGAUCUGAUGCGUUCAGCUGGUGUCAGUAGUUUCAUUCUUGUUGCCCUGGAGAGAGUGCCACGAUUUGAGGAUGCAGUUCUCUUGGAAUUUGGCCGUGGCUUUAGGUACACACGACCUCUGCGUGUCAACCUCAUGGACUUGGAUUAUGAACUUCUGGAAGAACUGGAUAACAUUGCUGAGCGGGAAUGCUGCUCUGUUCCGUGCAAGUGUAAUGGCCAGAGAGGGGACAGAGGAGCUGUUGGUGUUCCUGGAUCAAAGGGUCAAUCUGGUGGUGAAGGCUUCAGUGGACAUCCUGGUGAUGAAGGCGGUCCGGGAGAGAGAGGUCCACCUGGUGUAAAUGGAACUCAAGGAUUCCAAGGAUGUCCAGGUCAAAGAGGUGUUAAAGGAUCUCGAGGAUACAAUGGUGAAAAGGGUGAAAUCGGAGAGAUUGGUUUAGAUGGAAUCAAUGGAGAGGAGGGAACAAGUGGUGUUGCUGGCCCUCCAGGAGAUAGAGGAAACCCUGGCCAAAUGGGGCCUAAAGGGGCCAAAGGCCAGGCAGGAGAUGUUGGUCAGACUGGAAUCCGUGGUGAUCCAGGCAUCCCCGGAAGAGACAACAACCAGAGGGGUCCAAAAGGGGAUCCAGGCGAUGCUGGCCCACCGGGAGAGCCAGGCGUGGAUGGAAAUAAGGGAGGUCCUGGUGAACCAGGCAGACGGGGCCCUGAUGGUAGAAGAGGGCCUCCUGGCCAAGCUGGUGCUCCUGGAAGGCCUGGAAGUGAUGGUUUACCAGGAGAGACAGGAAUUGGAGGAUCUCGGGGUCCCGCUGGACCAAUUGGAGCACCUGGUAUUAGAGGAGAGGAUGGAAACCCUGGUCCAAGGGGGCCAGGAGGAGUGCCAGGACCUGCUGGAGAAAAGGGUAGAAGAGGAGCCGUUGGCCGAAAGGGUGAACCAGGGGAGCCAGGACCUAAAGGUGUCGUUGGACCCUUGGGACCCCGUGGGGAGCCUGGUGAGGAUGGACGAGAUGGGUUUGGUAUACCUGGUCCCAAAGGAAGAAAGGGUGAUGAAGGUUUCCCUGGUUUCCCAGGUCCAAAGGUUGAAGCGGGUGACCCUGGUUCAAAGGGAGGACCUGGACCUAGGGGAAACAAUGGCCAGAGGGGUACCUCAGGGGAACCUGGUGGACCUGGACAAAAGGGAGAUAUUGGAUACCCAGGGCCCUAUGGCCGAAAAGGAUCCAGAGGAACUGGUCCGGUGCCAUGUGAUCUGGUCAAGAAAAUUAGGGAUAACUGUCCCUGCUGCUAUGGUGCUCAGGAAUGUCCCCUAUACCCUACUGAGUUGGCCUUUGCCCUGGAUGCAUCAGAUGGUGUAUCACGCUCUGCUUUCAACAACAUGCGGGACACUGUUCUCCGCCUGGUCAGUGACAUCACUGUUGCUGAGAGCAACUGUCCCCGAGGUGCUCGUGUUGCUCUAGCGCUCUACAACAAUGAGGUGACUACUGAGAUCCGCUUUUCAGAUACCCAAAAGAAGCGAGCACUUGUUGAGCGAGUUCAAGGGCUCCAGACUCAGCAGACCCGUAAGCAGCGCAGCUUGGAGACAGCCAUGAACUUUGUCGCACAGAACACGUUCAAAAGAGUUCGCAGUGGGUUCCUUGUGCGCAAGGUUGCUGUUUUCUUUGUCAACGGCCCUGUUACAACCACACAAGAAUUCAGUGCUGCUGCUCUACGCCUCUACGAUGCAGGAAUUUCCUCUGUAUUCCUCCUUAACCGUGAAGAUCGCCAACUCACAAGAGCCUUGCAGCUUAACAACACUGCUUUAGCCCAGAUUAUCGUCCUACCCUCACCUGGAAGUCCUGAAUACAACAAUGGCAUCAAGAAGAUCAUGACCUGCCAUAUCUGCCGGGACUUCUGUGCCCCGGAUCAGAUGUGUGAUUAUAUCCCUGCGCGUGGAGUCCGAGACCGAAGGGAUCCCACAACUGACUUGGACAUCGACAUGGCCUUCAUUCUUGAUAGUUCAGAGAGCACCUGGCCCUCUGUCUUCACAGAGAUAAAGCAAUAUGUGGCUUUAAUGACAGAACAGCUAGAGAUGUCCCCUGAGCCGGCCAGCACUACCCAUCAUGCUCGAGUAGCACUUGUUCAGCAUGCACCUUAUGAAUACUUGCACAAUGGCAGUGGCAUUCCCAUCAGCGUGACCUUUGGUUUGACAGAUCACAAGUCACCAAACAGUGUCCAAAGCUUCCUACAGGAUAAGGUGCACCAGCUGGAAGGAGGACGCGCCCUUGCAGAUGCUCUUGAAGGCACUGUUGAGCAUGUGUUUGAGAAGGUGCCACAUCCCCGCCAUUUGAAGGUAUUAGUUCUGUUGGUGACUGGACCAGUUGAACUGCAUGAGGAGAGGAUAAUAAGGGCUGCCACUGAAGUUAAAUGCAAAGGAUACUUCAUAGUGGUGAUGGCAGUUGGAAAGCUGUUCAGUGCAGGUGAUGUCCGUGUCCUGACCCAAGUGGCAAGUGAGCCUUCAGAUGUAUUCUUUAAGAGGGUGGAUAGACCUUCAGGCUUCUAUGACGACCAUAUUCAGACAUUUGCCAGACUGUUGCCCAAGUACCUUGGCCUUGAAAAUGCUUUCUACUUGUCACCUGAAGUCUCUAAGAAGUGUCAGUGGCAUCAGAGUGACCAGCCACACAAAUUCCCAUUCAGUUUGCCACAAACAGAGAAACACCAGAAGCAUCAUGGACAGCAGGAGGUUCAUGACAGAAAACAUAUUGAAACAGGUAUGGAGAAAAUGCAUCUGGUUAAUGUCACCUCCAGUGGAUUUGCCCUACAGUGGUUGAGUGGUGAUUCAAAGGCCACCCAUGAGGUUACUGUGACUCGCCUGAAGGAUCAUAGUCUAGUGCUAAGGAAAAAUGUGACCGGCAGCCAUCUCUCCAUUUCUGAGUUGGAGGCAGUCGAAACCUAUCACGUAGUGGUCAACACUCACAGUGUCAAUGGUCAUGUUGCCAGUACCUACAAAGGCAUUGUUCCCACAAAAUCAGCACAUCUGAAGGUCCUUACUGUAAAUGACGUGAUGGGGAUUGUGCCCACUGCACCAUUGAGUAAACCAGAAACAAAAACGGUAGAACAGAAGGUUACGAGUGAAGCAAUGGGGAUUGUGUCCUCUGCACCCUUAAGUAAACCAGAAAUAAUUAACAAUCUUAUGGACCCAUGUUCACUUGACUUUGACAAUGGACUGCCAUGCAAAAAUUACCAAGCUAAGUGGUACUUUAACAGAAAGAAUGGAUUCUGUACACAGUUCUGGUAUGGAGGUUGUGGAGGAAAUGACAAUAGGUUUGAGACUGAGGCUGACUGCCUCAAACACUGCAUGAAGACAGUGGCUGAACCUAAAGCAAGUGAAGAGCAUGUCAAAGCAGUUCUCCCCCCAGCACCAGCUCCAGCAGCCCUGCACUCCAGUGUGGAUAUCUGCAAGCUACCAAAAGAAGAGGGCUCCUGUGCUAAAUUUGUGCUUAAAUGGCAUUAUGACCCGCUUGGAAACUGUACCCGCUUCUGGUACGGAGGAUGUGGAGGGAACCAGAAUCGCUUUGAUACACAAGAUGAGUGUGAGAAGGCUUGUGGAAAAGCAGCACCUGUUAAACAAGGGAUCAUCGCUGCGGUUAAAACAUAGGAACUAAUGAAGACUGUAAGCUAACCACUGACAGCACUCAGAGGAUAUAGCACCUAAAACAAGAAGCACAGCCACAGCCAAGACGCCUGCACUGGACCUUACCAGAGGAUUGAUCCAAAGACAACCUUGAAGUAGUAUUUUCCACAUAAGAAAAAAGCAGAACAAGUUUCUUUGUUUUGUGCUGGUGCUACAUUCAGUUUCUUUCUUUUUUUAAUUGUUUUAUUUUUCUUGUGUGUGUGGGUUUGAAUAACACCCACUGUAAAUGUCCAGG
Molecule: messenger RNA, 9460 nt
Organism: Sinocyclocheilus rhinocerous
Lineage: Eukaryota; Metazoa; Chordata; Actinopteri; Cypriniformes; Cyprinidae
Product: collagen alpha-3(VI) chain-like
Exons: 46
Coding region: 250-9189 (2979 amino acids)
Molecular function (GO): serine-type endopeptidase inhibitor activity
Source: RefSeq, a predicted model, not a curated record